UUGGUUACAAGUAGGACAAACAACUUUGAUAAUGUCGCUGUUUUUCUUCCACAGAAGUCACAUCAGGAUUUCAGAUCGAUUCCCAAAGUGCUAAUUGAAAAAGCCGUGCAGUCUUACUCUUCCAGCACUCUCGCAAGAAGCACUGAACAAUCCUGUCGCCCUAUUCAAACAUUUUUGCGUCAAAAUAUACCAGAAAGCCGAUUAUCAUCAGGAAUAGAAGCGCGUUUAAGGGAGCUGAGACAGAGCUUCUCACAGCGAACUGAACUCAUCAAGAAACGAGAUUUUGCUGUUCAAGAGGAGAAGUUGGAAAGCAGUGAAGAUGAGACGGCUAAUCUUCAGACCACUACCUCAGCAGAAGGUCAAUUAGACGUUGGUUAUACAGCCGAGGAAGAGAAGCACUCAUUGUGGCAAAACCCUCCACGCUCCCUGCACAUUAGACGCCCUCCCUGUUUCAUUGACAUUAGUCCUCACAAAGGCUCCUUUCUAAAAGCUGAAGAUGCCCGUCUCUACUAUAUUGUCAUUGACGAUGGCGGUGAUUUGGCUCCGGAACCAAACGGAGUUGAAUUUCUUGGAAUAUCAACUGAUAUUCCUACAACUUGGAGGUUUGUUCUGCCCACUUGGCUUCCAACUCCUAAGGAAUUUGCUAGUGUCACAAUUGAACCAAAUGGAAUAUUUUACAUCGUUUGGAUAUUCUUCGUAAUGCUCGCAUUCAUUUAUAACAGCGUUGCAAUACCAAUCCGCGAAGCCUUUGAUAUUUAUGACAAAUUGGAACAUCAAGCAAUGUGGGUAACGUGUGACAGUUUGGCAGAUAUUAUAUAUUUGGCAGAUUUGAUUAUUAUCAAACCGCGAAUUCAAUUUAUCGACCAGGGUGUUGUUAUGCUUCCGGUAAUGAUUGAAUUCUUUGAUCGAGUCGACUUACGCGUCAGUAUUGGUUUUGCAGUUCGACUGGCCAAGACAAUGGUAUAUCUCAUUUACGUUAUCCAUGUUGAAACUUGCGGUUAUUACGCCUUCAAUCGAUUUCAUGGCCUCAACGCAUCCGAUUGGUCAAUCAGUAAAAACAGCAAUAAUAAUAAUCCUUACAUCUACUCAUUCUACGUUGCAACAAAGAUGGCCACUUCAAUUGGAAAUCUUCCUCAUGCCACUAACCCUCCUGAAUUCAUUUUUAUGACCGUGUAUUGGCUGACGGGAGUCUACGUUUCCGCUAUUCUGAUUGGUCAGGUCAUCGACAUCUUGGACAGCCAGAGCGCAGAUAAAGAGGCCUACAAGAAACGCAUGGGUGCUACUCUAACCUACUUGAAAUGUAUUAAGGCACCUGAGGAGGACAUUAACACAGUUCGAACUUGGUUCAAUCACAAUUGGAAUCAGCAGAAGACGCUGGAUGAAAAUAUGCUAAUUGAUGCCCUUCCGCUGAAACUGAAGAGAGAUGUUUUGAUUGAUGUGCACUACCAGACGCUGAGUAAGGUAUCACUAUUUAAGGACUGCGAAAGGACAAUGAUACUUGAUCUGAUUUGCAAAUUGAAACCGGUUUUAUUUUUACCUGGGGCUCUGAUCUGUGAAAAGAACGAGGAAACCUUCAUCUUAUUGAUUCCCUCAGUUAUUGCAGGCCAUGGAAGUGGGAAACAAUGUGACCGAAUGAAUGAUGGAUGUGGUCAGAUGUAUGGGGAAUUCACUUCUUGA
Molecule: messenger RNA, 1677 nt
Organism: Rodentolepis nana
Lineage: Eukaryota; Metazoa; Platyhelminthes; Cestoda; Cyclophyllidea; Hymenolepididae
Source: the annotation of a GenBank genome assembly